AUGGAGGAAAUCGUUUACUUAUGCGAUUUGAGCUUUUACUCGUCGUCUGUGGCAGGAGAUUCGCUAAUUGCCUCGGACAAGAUGGGGGGAGUACACAUAAUAGCUCCGGAAAUAAGCACAGUGAAUAUAGAUCAUUUCAAGAAGGAUGUUAACUUCUAUCCUGUUGAUGAUUUAUGCUUCACCACCACAGACAUGUUCAAGGGAAUACGGGUGUGGGAUAGAUGCCGGGGAGACAUAGUGUAUUCAUAUAAAGAAGAUAGCAUCAAGAUGCAUACAUACAGCAGGACGGGAUGUUUAGCAGCUGUUGGAGAAGGAUGUGUGAAACUUUAUGAUCUCCGUGUCAGGUACAAUAUUGAUGCAGUGCCUCUAAAGAUGUGCAAGAAAGCAGAAUGGGGAAAUGACAGGAUUUAUUGCAUCAACGACGAGUGUGUGGUUGAAUAUGAUACUCGGAACAUGAGUAGCAUGGUAUGCGGAGAGAAGAAUGAGGCCUAUCUGAAGAAAAAGAAUAUUGAGGGAAUUCUCGACCUUAUCAGUAUUAGUAAGGGGGAGUUUUGUACGGUGAAAAGAGAUGGGGUCCCAUAUCUCAUGAGAUUGUCUGGGGUAGAUGUGAUGGAAGGGACAAGAAGAGCAUCGAUUGGAUGGAAGAUGAUAAAGGUUAAGGAUACGUCUGAUGAUUUUGUGAUUGGAAUGGUAAGCGAAAACACUGUAGGAUUCUACGGGUAUAAGGACACGUGGACUCAUGAAUUUGAUGGGAUUAGUCAUGUGGACUGGAUGUGCUUUUCCAAAAGGAAAAUCUAUAUGUUUGCAGAUAAAAAGAUUUAUCUCAUAGAGAGAGAGUACGAAGGGUUGAAGGAGCUUAUGAAGGAAGGGCCUGGGUCCUUGGAAGAAUGA
This is a messenger RNA of Encephalitozoon intestinalis ATCC 50506, 891 nucleotides long. RefSeq lists its product as uncharacterized. Lineage: Eukaryota; Fungi; Microsporidia; Unikaryonidae. The record is from RefSeq and is a predicted model, not a curated record. The transcript has a single exon. Bases 1 to 891 code for a protein of 296 amino acids.